This is a messenger RNA of Cornus florida, 2698 nucleotides long. Its product is annotated as U-box domain-containing protein 34. The record is from RefSeq and is a predicted model, not a curated record. NCBI's taxonomy places the organism in Eukaryota, Viridiplantae, Streptophyta, Magnoliopsida, Cornales, Cornaceae. The coding region runs from base 103 to 2430 and encodes 775 amino acids. Gene Ontology annotation, molecular function: ATP binding; protein kinase activity; ubiquitin-protein transferase activity. The transcript has 9 exons. Gene Ontology annotation, biological process: protein ubiquitination; protein phosphorylation.
CCUUCCUCUGCUCUCUAUCUAUAUUUUUCUAUAUAGACAUUAGACAUAUAUAGAGAGAGCUUUAAAUUUAAGUUUAAUUAUAUACUACAUGUGAGAAUCAAUAUGAGCGUCGACGGCGAUUGUCCUCCGGCGGCGAUGGAGUCGGUAGCGGUGGCCGUAAAAGGCGGAGGCGGCGGUUUGGGGGGAUCAGGUAGCCGACGAGCAGUCCAGUGGGCGGUGCAAAAUCUCAUGCCUAAAGCCGAUCGUUUUGUUCUAAUUCACGUCAUGCCCACCAUCACCUCCAUCCCAACUCCAUCAGGAGAUAGUAUCCCUAUUGAGGAGCUGAAUACAAAUGCGGUGUCGAUGUAUGUGGAGGACGUGAAAGUAAAGCUUGAGGAGAUCUUUUUACCAUUCAUCAAAAUGUGCAGACCAAGAAAUGUGGAGACUGUGGUCCUGGAAGGUGACAAUCCUGCAGCAACACUUCUAAGAUAUAUAUCUGACUCGGGCAUAAGAAGUUUAGUAUUAGGCUCUUGCUCGUCCAAUUGCUUUACAAGGAAGCUAAAGGGCCCCGAGGUACCAUCAACUGUUAUGAAACAUGCUCCUGACGCGUGUGAUAUCUACAUACUGUCAAGACAAAGGCUCAUCACAAAUUUAGCUGACUGCUUGUCAACUAGUGAGAACAGCUCUAAACACUGGUUGUUUACUCAAAGAGAACGUGGUUCUCGAAGCAUUAAGAAUAUAAAACCUGAAUUUUAUUCUUCCUCUGCGGGAUGUAAAGUUCAGACCACUUCUGGUGCAUCAUCAAUGUCGAAUCCUAGUUUCCUAAAUUCUCAAGCCUUAAAGCAUAAGAGUUCUCCCGUUCAUUCUAGUGCAGUCCAGGAAAUAAAUCAUCGGAGCUUGGGAGAUAGUAUCUCGGAGAUUCAGACAAUCAAGGGAUGCCCUUCUGUGGCUUCUAUAUCCACAGAGCAGUCCGAUGUACAGGCUGAAGUAGAUCAACUGCGCCUAGAAUUACAGAACACUGUUGCCAUGUACAAUAGAGCUUGUGAAGACCUGGUCCUUGCCCAAAACAAGGUCCACUUGGUUUCUUCUGAAUACCUCAAUGAGGCAAGAAGAGUCAAUGCUGCCAUGAAAAGAGAAGAAACUCACAGGAAAAACGCUGCUGAAGAGAAAGAGAAGCAUUUGGAAGCUGUUAAGGAAGUUGAGAUGGCAAGAAAUUUGCUUGCUAAAGAGGCUUAUGAAAGGCAGAUAGCCGAACUGAAAGCCCUCAAAGAGUCCUUGGAGAAACAGAAAAUCGUCGACGCACUCUUAUCAAAUGAUAGACGGUACAAGAGGUACACUAGGGAGGAAAUAGAGAUCGCUACUGAUUUCUUCUCUGAGACUAAGAUGGUUGGUGAAGGGGCAUAUGGAAAAGUUUACAGAUGCAGUCUUGAUCACACCCCAGUAGCUGUCAAAGUUCUUCGGCCCGAUGCAUCUGACAAGAAAGAAGAGUUUCUGAGAGAGGUUGAAGUUCUUAGCCAACUACGCCAUCCACACAUGGUUUUACUUCUUGGAGCCUGUCCAGAGAGUGGUUGCCUGGUUUAUGAAUAUAUGGAAAAUGGGAGCCUGGAGGAUCAAAUUUUCCGCCGGAGCGGUAGACCUUCUCUUCCUUGGUUUGUUCGAUUCCGGAUAGUGUUUGAAGUAGCUUGUGGACUUGCAUUUUUACACAGCUCAAAGCCAGAGCCUAUUGUUCAUCGGGAUCUAAAACCAGGAAAUAUCUUGCUAGACAGAAAUUAUGUGAGCAAAAUCGGAGAUGUUGGGCUGGCAAAACUCAUUUCAGAUGUUGUGCCUGACAACAUCACAGAAUAUAGAGACUCCAUUCUUGCUGGUACUCUCUACUACAUGGAUCCAGAGUAUCAAAGAACUGGCACCCUCCGGCCCAAAUCUGAUCUAUAUGCUUUUGGAAUCAUAACCCUCCAAUUGCUGGCUGCUUGCCAUCCCAAUGGGCUUUUAUUGAAAGUUGAAAAUGCUAUUAACAAUGGAUCAUUCUCAGACAUACUGGAUAGGUCAGUUACAGAUUGGCCAAUUGCUGAGGCUGAGGAACUGGCUGGGAUGGCACUGAAAUGCUCCGGACUUAGAUGCAGGGAUAGGCCAGAUCUUGAAACUGAAGUUCUGCCAGUUUUGAGGAAACUCGCUGAUAUUGCAGAUGCUAGUAUAAAGCUGGAAAGAAACAAUAUUAAUGCACCUAGCCACUACUUCUGCCCAAUCCUUCAGGAUAUAAUGGAUGAUCCGCACAUUGCGGCUGAUGGUUUUACAUAUGAGCAUAGAGCAAUAAAGGCAUGGCUUGAGAGACACAAAGUAUCGCCAGUAACAAAGCUCAGACUGCAGCAUACAAUGCUGACUCCAAACCACACUUUACGUUCUGCCAUACAAGAGUGGAGUUCGCGUGUGCAGCCUCAAGUACCUGAUUUAUAAAAUAUGGUUGCUUGUACAACUUCAAGCAAGCAUUUUAUUCUACAACUAAAGUUCACUUCAGUGCUCGUCUUUACAAUUUUUAUUUAAUUUGUUGCAAUGUACAUUAUGCCCUGAAAAGAGUCUUGUAAUGAUCAUUUUGUAUUGCAAAAUGUAUCUUCAUCUGCUUGUGUAUAACAGUAAUUCAACUUGUAAUAUGUAAUUCUUAUGCUUUUGUCAUAAAAAUCUGCAUAGUUGACAGAUUCUUUGGUUGAUAGAAAUUUUCUUCUCA